AGCUAGGGGCUUGCCUAAAUGGACCUGCCCGCCGAUCCGUCAGCGGCAGGCAAAGCCUGCAGCGGACCGUGGCCCAGCGAACACAGGAUACGGCCAUCUUCGACUUCUUCGCAUUGCAUGUUGGGAAUGCAUGCCCUCCACUCUCCGGAUUACCAAGGGGUGGGGGAAGGUGGGCGGGAAUAGUUCAGCUAUUGGCUGAAACUCAAAAAGACGGAACCAAUCAUAAAAUACGUGAAAAGUUCAUGGUUUGCAAGACUUCGUUACGGAAAUUAAGUGCUCUGUAUGCCUCAUUUGCCGCAAAGAAGUCUUCUGAAACGAUCGUUUUAAUACUAUAUAUCUUCGAUUGUUUUCAAAAUAAAAAGCUAGUGAAAGUGAAAUUCUUACUUCCCCCCCUGAGAGCGGAAGUGAUCUCAUCUACGUAAAUCUUCCAGCGAGGGUUUAUCUCGCGCAAGCGUAGUUUAAAUCACAUGGUGGAUGCGGGCUUGUGGUUGUGUUAAGAAUUUGCUGGUGGUGAUUGGAAUUUUUUUCUGGGUGCCAGAACUCGAAACUGACCAGGAGGAUGUCGGGCUCAAAGAACAUGCCCUGGCGGCGGCUACAGGGCAUUUCCUUUGGGAUGUAUUCGGCCGAAGAGCUCAAGAAGUUAAGUGUUAAGUCCAUUACGAACCCGAGGUACCUGGACAGCCUGGGGAACCCGUCAGCUAACGGCCUGUACGAUUUAGCUCUGGGCCCUGCGGAUUCCAGGGAAGUGUGCUCCACCUGCGUGCAAGACUUCAACAACUGCUCCGGCCACCUGGGCCACAUUGAGCUCCCGCUCACAGUGUACAACCCUCUCCUCUUUGAUGUAUGUUCCUCCCUGGGCCACAUGGGUCUCAGGGCUGCUGGUGGGGAUUUGUGAGGCCACCCGUCUCCCCACAGGAGGGGGCUGAGAGGCUUACCCCCAGAGAAUUUGAGUGCAAGUGCUCUUUACCAUUAGCUUUUCAGCCUGGAGCAGCGAAAUCCAGUACAUUGAACUUAGCCUCUAGCCAUAACGAAGUUAAUUU
This is a messenger RNA of Hipposideros armiger (great roundleaf bat), 1040 nucleotides long. RefSeq names its product DNA-directed RNA polymerase I subunit RPA1-like. Gene Ontology annotation, molecular function: DNA binding. Gene Ontology annotation, biological process: DNA-templated transcription. NCBI's taxonomy places the organism in Eukaryota, Metazoa, Chordata, Mammalia, Chiroptera, Hipposideridae. The transcript has 2 exons. Gene Ontology annotation, cellular component: RNA polymerase I complex. The coding region runs from base 560 to 895 and encodes 111 amino acids. The record is from RefSeq and is a predicted model, not a curated record.